AGAGACCUUACGGCUUAAGCAAGUAGCUUCAUUCACCGAGCGUGCAGGCACAGGCAGCAGCUUGCCAUGGCGUCUCCCACCUUGAUGCAAUGCCUGGUCGCCGUUUCCCUCCUCUCCUGUGUCGCCCACGCACAGCUCUCGCCCACGUUCUAUGCGUCCUCCUGCCCCAACCUGCAGAGCAUCGUUCGGGCGGCGAUGACCCAGGCCGUCGCAAGUGAGCAGAGGAUGGGCGCCUCUCUGCUCAGGCUCUUCUUCCACGACUGCUUCGUUCAAGGCUGCGACGGAUCGAUCCUUCUCGACGCCGGAGGGGAGAAGACCGCCGGGCCGAACCUGAACUCGGUGCGCGGCUUUGAGGUCAUCGACACCAUCAAGCGGAACGUCGAGGCCGCGUGCCCCGGCGUCGUGUCGUGCGCCGACAUCCUCGCGCUUGCCGCGCGCGACGGAACCAACCUUCUCGGCGGGCCGACCUGGAGCGUGCCGCUCGGGCGGCGGGACUCGACGACGGCCAGCGCCUCGCUCGCCAACAGCAACCUCCCGCCCCCGACGGCCAGCCUCGGCACGCUCAUCUCCCUGUUCGGCAGGCAGGGCCUGUCGCCGCGCGACAUGACGGCGCUGUCGGGCGCGCACACCAUCGGGCAGGCCCGGUGCACCACCUUCCGCGGCCGCAUCUACGGCGACACCGACAUCAACGCCUCCUUCGCGGCGCUGCGGCAGCAGACGUGCCCGCGGUCCGGCGGCGACGGCAACCUGGCGCCCAUCGACGUGCAGACGCCGGUGAGGUUCGACACGGCCUACUUCACCAACCUGCUGUCGCGGAGGGGCCUGUUCCACUCGGACCAGGAGCUCUUCAACGGCGGGUCGCAGGACGCGCUGGUGAGGCAGUACAGCGCCAGCGCCUCGCUCUUCAACGCCGACUUCGUGGCAGCCAUGAUUAGGAUGGGCAACGUUGGGGUGCUCACCGGCACCGCUGGACAGAUCAGGCGCAACUGCCGGGUCGUCAACAGCUAGAGAUACGCAUCGGAUUCGAUCGAUAUACUUGUAGCUAUAGCUAGCUUGCUCGUCGACCGAGCGCCCAUUGAUGGAUCGACCGACACAGAGCUCGCUUCUGAUGAACCCCAGUACGUGUACUCUCUAGUAUAUAUACAUAGAUAUAGCUAUAGAUUGAACACGUCAUCAAUACCAGUAGAAUAAGUGGUGAACGACCACGCAACGACAAGAGUGAUCGAAGCAGUGUCACUUGGUUACCGAAAUGAUUCAUCUGACAUUUUCGUAUUGGAUUUUGAACGCAACUA
Zea mays is the source of this 1292-nucleotide messenger RNA. RefSeq lists its product as uncharacterized. The record is from RefSeq and is marked provisional. Lineage: Eukaryota; Viridiplantae; Streptophyta; Magnoliopsida; Poales; Poaceae. Gene Ontology annotation, molecular function: heme binding; peroxidase activity. Gene Ontology annotation, biological process: response to oxidative stress; hydrogen peroxide catabolic process.